AAUGUCCAGGAUUGGCGGUUCCAUCCCCAUUGUCUUCUCCUAUUUCUCGGAGUUCCUGGCCCAGGAGAAACGGGGGGAGCAUUUGAGCUGGCUCUGUAUGUUCUGGAUGAUUGGUGGAGUGUAUGCAGCUGCAAUGGCCUGGGCCAUCAUUCCCCACUAUGGGUGGAGUUUCCAGAUGGGCUCAGCUUACCAGUUCCACAGCUGGAGGGUCUUUGUCCUCGUGUGUGCCUUUCCCUCGGUGUUUGCCAUCGGGGCUCUGACCACGCAGCCGGAGAGUCCCCGCUUCUUCCUGGAGAAUGGGAAGCAUGACGAGGCCUGGAUGGUGCUGAAGCAGGUUCAUGACACCAACAUGCGAGCCAAGGGCCAUCCUGAGCGAGUCUUCUCAGUGACGCACAUUAAAACCAUUCAUCAGGAGGAUGAACUGAUUGAGAUCCAGUCUGAUACAGGGACCUGGUACCAGCGCUGGGGAGUCCGGGCUUUGAGCCUGGGGGGUCAGGUUUGGGGGAAUUUCCUCUCCUGCUUCAGUCCGGAGUAUCGGCGCAUCACUCUGAUGAUGAUGGGUGUAUGGUUCACCAUGUCGUUCAGCUACUACGGUCUGACUGUCUGGUUCCCCGACAUGAUCCGCCAUCUCCAGGCUGUGGACUAUGCAGCACGGACCAAAGUGUUCCCAGGGGAGCGCGUAGAGCACGUGACAUUUAACUUCACGCUGGAGAACCAGAUCCACCGAGGCGGGCAGUACUUCAAUGACAAGUUCAUCGGGCUGCGUCUGAAGUCAGUGUCCUUUGAGGACUCCCUGUUUGAGGAGUGUUACUUCGAAGAUGUCACGUCCAGCAACACGUUCUUCCGUAACUGCACGUUCAUCAACACCGUGUUCUAUAACACUGACCUGUUUAAGUACAAGUUUGUGAACAGCCGCCUGGUGAACAGCACGUUCCUGCACAAUAAGGAAGGGUGCCCGCUAGAUGUGACAGGGACGGGCGAGGGGGCCUACAUGGUGUACUUCGUCAGCUUCCUGGGGACACUGGCUGUGCUUCCUGGAAACAUCGUGUCUGCCCUGCUCAUGGACAAGAUUGGCAGGCUCAGGAUGCUUGCCGGUUCCAGUGUGUUGUCCUGUGUCUCCUGCUUCUUCCUGUCCUUUGGGAACAGCGAGUCAGCCAUGAUCGCUCUGCUCUGCCUUUUUGGGGGGGUCAGCAUCGCAUCCUGGAGCGCGCUAGACGUGCUGACUGUCGAACUCUACCCUUCGGACAAGAGGACCACGGCCUUUGGCUUCCUGAAUGCUCUGUGCAAGCUGGCUGCAGUGCUGGGGAUCAGCAUCUUCACCUCCUUUGUGGGAAUCACCAAGGCUGCUCCUAUCCUCUUUGCCUCGGCCGCUCUUGCCCUUGGAAGCUCUCUGGCCCUGAAGCUGCCUGAGACCCGGGGGCAGGUGCUGCAGUGAGGAGGGUCUCGGGGCGUCAGGGGGUGGCAGGCACACUGUGAGACCAAUAAUUCCUCUUAUCCCUUCCUUCCCUGCCCUGCCCUCCCGACCCUCACUCCCCUGUGUUUGGUGUCUUAGCUGUGUGUGCCUGUGUGCAUGUGUGUGACCCUGACGGGCAGGGACGACAGGGAAGGUCCCCUCAUCCCACGUGUGGGGUGAGGCACUCCCCACCUGCUGCCACCCCUCAACUUUGCACAGGAGAAGGUCGAGCUGCACCCUUCUCUCCCCCAGUGUUCGUGGGGGGCCCUUGUUUCCCUGAUCCGGGGGUUCCAGAACUUCUGCCUCCCCCUCCAUCCCCUCUGCCUAGGCCCUGGUGAACCACAGGUAUGGAGUCAUGUUGGGGGCUGAGGCUUGGACCAAAAGAACUUCUUGAGUGGGAAGGGCCUUGGGUGCCCUCUAACCUCCCAAGGAUGCUGGGGAGUAGCAAUAAACCUCAGCCCUCUGGCCUCCAUUUUCACCUCAAUGCAGGCUACAGAUAGGAAGCCUGGAUUUUAUGGAAUUAGUUUUCUGAUUCUUGUUUAUAUAUAAGUUCUGAGGCAGCUUAGCAGGACUGUGUGUGUAUGUGUGUGUAUGUAUGUGUGUGUGUGUGUGUGUGCCAUGGGGCAGGGGUACCACUAUACUGCUCAAAUCUAAGCCCAGGGUAGUAGUUUCAGUGAACACACACACAACACUGUCUUUCUUUAUUACCUCCCAGAAUCUUCCAUGUUGGAGCUGGGAGGGGGAAGAGCUAGCCAGGCUGGGAUGAUAGUCCUGCGAUCUAGGGAGACCUGGGGGCACCCGACAAGGCCUCACUCUCCUUCUUCCUCCAGAGAGGUUUCACCCCCUGGCCACAGGCCUCCCACCUGACCUGUCCUCACAGGCAGGACCCCGAGGAGAAAGGGAAGAACCAGACAUAAGGUCAAACCAGCAGAUCCAAAAGCACAAGGAGUUGGGGCAGGGGCAGGAAGCAGGGGUCCUCCCUCAGCCCUUCUCAAAGAGGCCGGGCAGUGAGGGACCCCCAAUGCAGGGACCAGAAGCCUCAGUUUCCCCAUCUCGCCGUCCACAGCCAGCCUCUGUAGGUAGAGCUGCCCCUGUCCUACCCUACUCUGUGUGGCUGCUUUCUUUGGUACUCUCCCCCGACGCCCUCUGUAGCUGUGAUGUGUUGUAGUUUUUAGCUGUUUGUAAAAUGUUAAAAAGUUAAAAGGAAGUUAAAAAUAACCACACACAAAAAAAGAAAAUUCCAAAUUCACCCUCCUCGCGCUUCGUCUGGUGCCCUCGACCCUAAGGCCAUUCCCUGAUUUUGUAACACUGAACCAGGUGGUGACUGUAACUCUGGUCUCUGUGCUCAAAGGACUGCCUUCUCCUCCAGUGCCCAGUGUACGAGUGUGUACCCCUCCUCACCAUUCCGUGGCUGGACGUAGCCCUCUCCCUUACAUCCCCGGGGGGGAGACACAUCCACUUUCUUGUCUCCUUGGGAACCCUAAACCUGACUCAUUGAUGUGAAAAAUGAAAUGAAAAAAACUGCUGAAAAAUAAAGGGUACCAAUCCUUAGAAUUCAAA
Molecule: messenger RNA, 3013 nt
Organism: Peromyscus maniculatus bairdii (prairie deer mouse)
Lineage: Eukaryota; Metazoa; Chordata; Mammalia; Rodentia; Cricetidae
Source: RefSeq, a predicted model, not a curated record